UCAUUAGCGUCGUGUAAACAAACGUCGCGUUUUCCUCCGGCUAACACAACAACAAUAAUACACCAAGACGUAUCAACUAACACAACUGUGACCACUUAGUAUUUGUCUAGCGUGUGUUUCGUCGUGUCGUGCGUUUCUGCUCCGUGCCGGGCGUAUAUAUAAUUCACACAGAAUAAUAUUGUAAAACGCUGCUGCGGUGUGUCAUAGUGUUUGUUUUAUUAAAUAUAGUUGUGUUUUCUCCGAUUUUUCUCGCGCGAUCGUCUGGCCAGUCGGAGGAAUUUUUCCGCGAUGUGAACUAUUUCGAUCGACACCGCGACGACGACGACGACGACGAUCAUCUAACCGUUCCCGAUAUCGAAUUCGAUCGAGACUAGGCCUUUUAUCUGUGAUUAUAUAGUUUUGGUGCCGCGAUGGAAGACGAACUGCACUGUAUCGCUUGUAAGCAGCUGUUCAACAAUCCGGUGCUGUUGCCGUGCUACCAUGCGUUGUGCCUUAACUGUGCGGUGCACGCACAGCGACCGCUGGAGCCGACCGCACCGCAAGAGAACAGCGGAAACUCGACUACCAGCGGUAGUAGCACAACCGAGUCGCACGCUUCCGACUGCCAUCCGGAGUCGGACAAGCUGUCCAUACUUAGCGAGACGGACAGCGGCGUGGUGUGCAAUAGUCGGCCAAACAGCUACCUGGGCACGUCCAACCACAUCGGUGGCGGCAUCAUCGCUUUCCCGCCGGUCAUGGCUGGUUCGUAUUCUCUGUCGUGCCCGGCCUGCAGGAAGACCGUGUACUUCGACGACAAUGGCGCGCACAACCUGCCAAAGUACAGGACGAUGAGAAACAUUGUUGACCGUUACGGUGAGCUCAGGCACAUUGUGCCCAAGUGUCAGCUUUGCGAAUGCGAACCAGCCGCAGAUGCUACCGUGCUGUGCGAGCAAUGUGAAGUGUUGUACUGUGACUCUUGCCGUGACAACUGUCAUCCGGCCAGGGGCCCAUUGGCCAAGCACAACCUGCUGGAACCGUCCGCUGGCAAGGUGGCGCUCAGGAACAAGAUCAGAAACAGGGACAUCAUCUGCAACGAACACGAAGAAGAGUGCCUGUCUAUGUACUGUAUGGUCUGCAAGACACCAGUGUGUGCCGUAUGUAUGCAUGAAUCAAGGCAUUCGAGUCAUGACGUCCAAGCCAUCAACACAAUGUGCAAAGCUCAAAAGACGGAACUAUCUCAGAAUCUUCAACAAUUGUCUGAAAAAGCUCGAACUACUACAGAGUUCAUUCAGAGGUUAAAACAAAUGUCUGAAAAACUUAAUGGCGAGUGCGAAGAACUAGAGCGACAAGUGGACGCCAGGUGUGAUGCGCUGAUCCGGUCCAUCGAGAGGCGGAGACAGUGGCUGAUCGACGCGGUGCGACAAGACAAGGAGAUCAAACAGCGGUCGUUGAAGGACCAUGUGACCAGCUGUACGUGCAAGCUGCAGAAAACAACGUCCCUGUUGCAGUUUUGCAUCGAAGCCCUCAAAGAAAACGAUCCCGUUUCGUUUUUACAAGUCGGGUCCAUGUUGAUAGCCAGAGUUUCGAACACGGACAUGACCUGGCACAAGGACGUGUUGCCGUCUCCUCGUUCGUAUCACCAACUGGAUUUGACCCUGGACGAUAACACUGUGUUGAAAGCUAUUGAGCACAUGAACUUUAUACAAAUGAAAACUAUCGGGGACGGAGAAGACAUGAAGGAAACAGCUCCGAGCGCGGCGCUGAUCAUCGCCGAAGAGUGCAGCGCAGAGAACAAUAGCGUUACGAUCGCGUGGCAACCACCAGCUUCUUCGUACGUCGAAGGUUACGUGUUGGAACUGGACGACGGAAACGGCGGAGACUUCAGGGAGGUGUAUUGCGGCACAGAAACCAUCUGCACCGUUGACGGGUUACACUUCAAUUGCACGUACAACGCCCGAGUAAAAGCGUUCAACAGCGCGGGCGAAGGCGAAUACAGCGAAGUAAUAGGAUUGCAAACUUCUGAAGUGGCUUGGUUCACGUUCGACCCGUGCUUGAGCUCGCCCGAGCUGUGCUUUACACCCGAUAACAUGACGGUGACUUGUGAGGGAUUCGAGCACCGUGUGGCCCUCGGAAGUGUUGGGUUCUCUAGAGGUGUUCAUUACUGGGAAUUUACGAUCGACCGGUACGACGCCGAUACUGAUCCAAGUUUCGGCGUGGCUAGGCUUGACGUAUCCAAAGAGGAAAUGCUAGGCAAAGAUGAAUCUGGUUGGAGCAUGUACAUUGAUAAACAGAGGUCUUGGUUUAUGCACUGUCGUAGUCAUGAGCAGAGGUGUGAUGGCGGCAUUCAGGUGGGAUCUACAGUGGGUGUGCUUCUGGAUCUAAACAAACACCAAUUGUCAUUUUUUGUGAACGAUGAACCACAAGGUCCAGUGGCUUUCAAUGGUCUGUAUGGUGUUUUCUAUCCAGCGGUCAGUGUUAACAGAGGUGUUGCUGUCACGCUACAUACAGCUCUCGACGCUCCCAGUGACUUAGAAGACUGUUAAGACUUUUUUACUUCACUAUUGUAUUUUUCGAGUAAGGUAUCCACCGUACUGCAUAAUAUAAAGGUUGUAAUGUUAUGCAGGUACUAGGUCGAUAAGAUUUUUUUUUUAAUCAUAAGAGUAUUUUUUAUUUUAAAUUUCUAUCAAAAGUUAUACGAGUCCAAUAUUUUAUAUUUGUACGUAUGUGAAUGUAUAUGUAUUAUUAUUGUGUAUUUUUUCUUCAAUUUAUCAUUAUCUCAAGAAUAAACUUAACUUGAACAGGGUGGGAAAUUUGAUUUUUAGAUCACUACAAUAUACAUGUACACUGCAUAUUUUUCCCUUCCAAUUUGCUUAAAAGAACUAAUGUAUUUUUUUAGUUACUCAAUAAUAUUAUUGUAAUUAUAAUAUUAUGUUAUUAUGUACUUAUACUGUUCGGCUGUUUAAAUAUUUAUGGUGUGUUUUGGAUGCACAAAAAUGGGAUAAUAUGCAAAUGAAACGAUUAUGAUGAUGACACCGUUAUUGUGAUUAUUUGAUUUUACUUUUAACUAUAUUAAUUUAUGAGUCCUUAAUUUAGCUUAUAUUUAUAUAUUUUAACUAGUAGACAUAUCAAUUAAAUAUUUUUCUUUUUUUUGCAUUCUAUAUUACCUACUAGUAGUUGUUUAAGUUGUAUAAUAGUAUAACAAUGUAUUUAUGAAGUAAAUAUUGUAUCUAUUUUUUGUUUUAUUUUAAUUAUGUAAUGUGUACAACAGUUCAUUAUUCAAUAGAUCCAUUCAAAGUAUUGUUCAAAACUUGCUCAGGUACUAAACAAACAAACAAACAAAAAAAAAAAAAAAAAACUCCCAAAGCUAUUUGAAGCGUUAUUAUGUUAUUAUUUAGAAUGUCCUAUACAUGCUGUAGUAACUUAACUGAAACAUGUUAGAUUACAAUAUUAGGUUUAGUUGUUUUUAAUUUUAUACAUCUAGUCAAAUAGAUUUAGAUUUCAUAUGAUUUUUUAUCAUAAAGACUGAUGGAUAUGCGACAAAAAAAAUCUAAAAUAUGACUCAAUGUUAUUAUUUUCUUUUUUAACGCAUCUAUAAUAGAGGAGAAUGAAUUCUCAUCUAUAAUAACUAUCCAACCAACUAUGUUAUUAUUUUUAAAUCUCACAUAGUGAUCAUCAGUGUCCAUCACAAUUCUUUCAGCUUUUUUUCAAUUUUGAUCUUUGAAACAAGCAAAAUAUAUUUUAGUGUUUAAGGUUUAAGAACAAUAAUCAAUCUUAGGAUUUUAUAUAAUCGUUGGAUAAAGCAUUUUUUUUUUUUUAACUCUCAGUCCAACAUAAUGUGUCUUACAUUAAAUAAUAUCUUAUUGUAUACCCAAAUUGAAGGUUCUUUUUUUAUAUAUUCAAAAAAUUCCAAUUAAUACUAUUGAAUAAAAAAGUAGUAGUAAAUAAAACGCACAUACAUGAUAUUAUGUAUUGUUGAAUUGUGUCAAUUAACUUUACUAUAGCAUCCAUUGAAUUCCUCUGAUUAAAUCUUUUUAAAAUAGCUAACUUUGCAUACAUAUACUGGAAUUUAUAUUAUGUACAUUUAUAUACUAUACCAUAUUAUGUUUAUAUACAAUAUAUUUAUAUUAUACUUGUACACGUUUUAUGUCAACAGUAUGCAUAAUUAUUAAUUGUUAUGUAAUAUGAUUUAUUUGUAAAUUUGUAAUACUUAACAUUUAAGUUUGGAAGUGGAAAUCAAUAAUAAUUAAUAUUAUUAUUGUUUUUGAUUCUUAUACUCUACUAUAAAUAGUAUAAACUGUAAAUGACAGAAUAUAUGGUAUUUUGAAUCAUUAA
Messenger RNA from Aphis gossypii (cotton aphid), 4311 nucleotides. RefSeq names its product E3 ubiquitin-protein ligase TRIM9 (gene Trim9). The transcript is spliced from 10 exons. The coding region runs from base 411 to 2522 and encodes 703 amino acids. NCBI's taxonomy places the organism in Eukaryota, Metazoa, Arthropoda, Insecta, Hemiptera, Aphididae. The record is from RefSeq and is a predicted model, not a curated record. Gene Ontology annotation, molecular function: zinc ion binding; protein binding.